Molecule: messenger RNA, 3563 nt
Organism: Colletotrichum destructivum
Lineage: Eukaryota; Fungi; Ascomycota; Sordariomycetes; Glomerellales; Glomerellaceae
Product: Putative GroES-like superfamily, alcohol dehydrogenase-like, quinone oxidoreductase PIG3
Exons: 4
Coding region: 1615-2622 (335 amino acids)
Molecular function (GO): oxidoreductase activity, acting on NAD(P)H; NADPH binding
Source: RefSeq, a predicted model, not a curated record
CUCAGAUAGGGCCAUUGACCGGUUGCCACCCCUCAUCCCCGUUAUCCUUCUCCUCUUCCAUCAGCUUGCGCACGGGAUACCUGUAGGAUGGGGUGAGAUAGGAUUGUACCUGCAGCUUGCAGCUUGCUUUGCAGUUUCCCUCUACCUUGCGGCCUUCAUGAGUCAAUCAUCCCGAACCAGCUUGUCUACUAGGCAUAGAUAUUCGACUGAGCCCACCCUUUUCGCGUCACCGUACCUGAACAUUGGCGUCUGACGCAUGCUCUAAUGAGUAAUCCUUGUGUCCUCUCAUGGUCAGCUUCGUAUGUUCCUUCGAGUUCACGGCGGGCCGAUAGCCCAUUUCCGAGAUGAUGCCGCAUCAGCAACUGAUCUGAGAUUGCCUCGUCACCUUUUCUACGAGUCGUUCCUGGCAUGAUGCGAACACUCAUCACCGACAUAGCGGGAUCAAGCCGUCUCUUUGGACACCCCAGUUUGUGGAUGCUUGCAUCAACGAAAAGCUCGCUCUUGUCCGGGGAAGUCACAUCGUCUCUUGUCUAUCGGCUCCAAGGCCCGGACACGCUUGCUGGCUUCUGGUCGUGCGGCGGCGACGUGCCCGACUUGCUCCAGCCCCGGCUAUAUUGAUUCGCACAUCAUGCGGUUGUGGCCAAGAUAGUCCGAAAGCACUCGCACAAUCUCCAGCGGUUAACCAACACGGUUUGAGAGACACGGCAUUUUAUGCGAGAUUUUUUUUACUCGACUAACUGCACAGCGGCUUUGCGACAAUAUUGUUGCAAGAGACUUCGGCGGCCCUCCUACGUCCUUCGGUUGGUAUGGCCACAACAUGGCGAUGGUUUAUGCGUCGCAGAUGACAAAUCUAACGGCUGGUUCGGGACGUAUAAAUCACAACGGCCAGGUGGCCAUUGUUCGACGAGCAUACUGUUCUGCCUAUAGUGUCCAAGAAGGGCUGCACUGGCACUGGUUGACGAUGACCAUCUCGAAGAACCUUUUAUGUCCAGGCAUUUCACAUGUGACGCUUGGACUUCUGCGAACAAGUGGUUGCACAUUUUUCAGGCUACAAAGACUACUGCAAUGGAAACGGCUGUCGUCGUGGGUUGAAAUCGACGUAUAUGGCGUCCAGGCCGGCACGUGCCACCGUUCACUUUUGUCCUGUUUACGAGGUUGAUCAGGACGAUACAGGUGCCAGAGGCGUCUGGAAAGCGCGAUCUACGACGAGGGGCCUAGAAGCCCAACGUAGCUAUCGGUUCAUCGCCCCAUGUCCCCACGGAACGACCGCUCGGAAGCACUCCGGGUUGUGCCAAAUGAUGUGGAUAUUGGGUUAUUGAACCCUGGCCAAGCACCGUUCAUAGGGCUGAUGGCGAUCGGCAACAGCCAUGUCGGGACGGAGGAACGGUUGGAUUGCGGACGGAUACGGCACGGAAAUAUCGGUGUCGAUCACGGAGGGGCACGGCGACGCCCCGAGUGGAUUAGUCAGUGGACCCUGAUGAACGUCACUGAGGGGAACCACACGGAAGCCUCGGUGGGAUGGCAACUACUUGACGAAGGAAAUUAAUUUGUUUCUCACAAAGCAAUAUUGCGGCUGCACCUACUUGACAUCUGAAAUUAUCGUGUCUCGAGAAAAUGGCUUCCAAAAUGAGAGCAAUUGAUAUCAAGGAUGGAAAGGGACCCAAGGAGAACCUCUUCAUCAACGAUGACACGCCGAAGCCGACAGCGGGCAGCGGCGAGGCCCUGAUCAAGAUCAAGGCCUUUGGGAUCAACCGCAUGGACCAGAUCCAGCGUCUUGGCAUGUACCCACUCCCGCCUCAAGCGCCAAAGACCUUGGGCGUUGAGUUCAGCGGGACCAUUGAGUCUUUCGGUGACGGCAGCCACGGCGAUUUCAAGGUUGGAGACGAGGUCUUUGGCCUCGCGUACGGCGGCGCAUAUGCCGAGUUCAUCGCCGUCGACAGCAAGAUGCUGCUGCAUAAACCUGAUUUCCUGUCGUGGGAGCAGGCUGCCGGCAUCCCAGAGACCUGGAUCACGGCGACGCAGGCACUCUUCCUCGUGGGCGAGUUCUCCAAGGGCAAGUCGGUCCUCUGGCACGCCGGCGCCUCAGGCGUCUCCAUCGCGGGCAUCCAACUGGCCAAAGACGCUGGCGCGUCCGCCAUCUACGCGACGGCAGGCUCCAAGGAUAAGUGCGACUUCGUUGUUAACGAGGUCGGCGCCACCGCGGCCUUUAACUACAAAGAGGAGGACUGGGCCGAGAAGGUCAAGGAAGCGACGGGUGGCAAGGGCGUCGAUGUGAUUGUCGAUUUCGUCGGUGGCGGUUACUUCCAGAAGAACCUCGACGUCGCGGCGCGGGACGCGCGCAUCGUGCUGCUGGGCCUACUGGGUGGUCCCAACAUCGAGGGGGCCAACAUCGGCCCACUACUGUACAAGCGGAUCAGGCUCGAGGGCAGCACGUUGCGGAGCAGGGACGUCGAGUACCAGGGCAAGCUGAGGGACCGGCUAGAGGAGUAUGUGCCGCACUUCAAGACUGGAAAGCUCAAGGUCAUCAUUGACACGGUGCUGCCGUGGGAGAAGAUUCAGGAUGCUCAUGGGCUUCUGGAGGCGAACAAGAACUCGGGCAAGAUUAUCUGUACAAUUUCUUAGGGAUAAGGAGCCCAAGUGUUUUUUCAAUCUCAUGACUUUUCAACACACUAUAUUGGACAUAGCUAGCCUUCAGAGAGCCCUUUGGGUGCCGUGUUCUCCCCGUGAGCCGGGCUUUGCCAGGCUUGUGUCCCGGGCAUCAGGUGAGCGAGGCGCAAUUGCGUUGGUCUGAAACGCCUCCAUUCUUCCAAAGGGUGCCAAGGGGGCCCUGGCUCUUGUUCAUCUUUCCUAGAUUUACGUUAGCUAGUAUGUGCUUGUGGUUGAUUGACAGUGCCAUCCCAACAUAUGGCCCCUUUCAAGCCGCUUCGACGUCCGGGGUGUGUCAUGCCCCCCUCUGCACGCUCGUACCACGACCUUUCCCAGGGCCAGCACCAAGAUGUGGCUUUGAGACCAGAAGAACAGCUAGGAUUUCGUAACUCUGGAUUGAUCAGGCGCUCUGUGUCUUUACCCUUUCGUCAUGGAAACUGCCUUCCUACUCUUACUUCCUCCGCAUCUCCCCUAACAAAGGUUCUGGAUCCCAGUCUGGUUGACGCUGGCCUACGAUACCUUUGGCAGUUUCAUCUUAAUUGUUUCGAGCUUCAUCCAGAGUCAGCGGACCUGGCUCAUUUGUGGAGGUUUGUAAGACAAGAAAGGAGUUCCAUUCCCGUUUUAUGAGUUGGAUCUUGAGGUGAGGAAGAAUUUUGGUGUUUUUGCUAUGUUGCGUGUCGGUAGCUGGUAGUGUGGAUGUUCCUGCGCAAGUGAUGGUUUGCGCAACGAGACAUUCGCACAGCAACAACAUCGUAGUUCUUGGCAUUCUUCACUUCUGUAAACCGAGAUUCUACGCAACAAUAGACAACGCAAUCAGUAUGGGUGACAACUGGGAGAAUCUGCGAAAAGAUGACUGCGUGUUGAAUGUCACCAGUACUAUUGGAGCAGGUAUACGAGGGAAGUUUCGUAGAAUUGAU